Messenger RNA from Protomyces lactucae-debilis, 1199 nucleotides. RefSeq lists its product as uncharacterized. Bases 30 to 1067 code for a protein of 345 amino acids. The transcript has a single exon. The record is from RefSeq and is a predicted model, not a curated record. NCBI's taxonomy places the organism in Eukaryota, Fungi, Ascomycota, Taphrinomycetes, Taphrinales, Protomycetaceae.
UGCUGAAGAAAAUCAAGAAUGACAGUUUAAUGCGCGAGGCUUCUUGUUUGCAAAGCUAUCCCGAAGUCAAAAGCCUUUUUGGCUUUGAGUUCUUACCUCUGAAUUCCCAGCGACAGAUUCACCAUUGUUCAGUCAUCUGCCAAUGCCAAAUUGUGAUCACUUGGAAGAAAAUCAGGAUGCCUUCUCUCAAGCACUUUGAUCAGAUCUACGAGUUUUCGCCCAAGACAACCAAGAGCUUUUGGACAGAUCAAAAAAUUCCACUGAGCAGCCAACGCCCCAAAUCUUGUUAUCCAACCGAAAUCAUCGCAAGGGUCUUAUCAACAAAGCAGUUGCCAGAUAUGGAGGUAGAGCAAUGGGCAAUAAGGCCUCCUGUGGUUGUCGAAGAGCGUACACGCUGCGAUUGCCUCAUUUGGAGCAUGAAAUGCACAUGCAAUCCGUACGGUGGCACUCAGCGUGAGCAUCGAUAUGUGCCUGAUCACUGCAUUCUGGGCUUUCAGACCCCCCGAACAGCUGCAACAAGCAUCUCGCAAGAUUUACAAGCUCCAGCUGGUGCGAUCGUCGCCAAUACACAAACAUGUCCUACACAGCCUUUGAUAGCAGGUCAAGUUGAUACCAGUACGACUCAGGCAUCAGGCUCUGGCGGCCAUAGCCAUGACCAAUCGCAGCUGACAGAUCGAACACCAGCUGUGAAUGAACCCCAAGGGCCUACAACAUCUGCAGAAGUCAAUCAGUUCCUUCAGAAUACACAAUUCGGUUUCAACUGUCGAACAGACAUCUUACCGGAUGAAAACGGAUUACCACAAUGGUCCACCAGUCUAUAUGCCAUGGAAUGCUUCCUCAUGUCCGACGGAGCUACCCCUGGACCGUUGCGAGAAAACUGCCAGUGUCCAUGGCCGUUAGCCGACCCACUUGAGUGCGAACUUUUACAACAGUCUCAGAACAACACAUGCACAAAUCUCGAUGCCCAAUCGCGAUCGCAAGAAGGUCAAUCGAAGAGGCAGAACACUCGAGGGAUGAAUUAUGGUGAACAAGGCGGCAGAUUUGGAAAUCUCCCCAACUUCAUUUGAUGCACAGAAGAGAUGGUCCUCCCACAACUCUAUAUUACUUAUCCUUCUCGCUGCACUGCGGAAGCUUCAGAGCCAUGAACAGCAACUUUGUGGCCACGUAGCUGACACUUGCUUGAAUCUGCAUAGUUAACC